Molecule: messenger RNA, 1847 nt
Organism: Hydractinia symbiolongicarpus
Lineage: Eukaryota; Metazoa; Cnidaria; Hydrozoa; Anthoathecata; Hydractiniidae
Exons: 2
Coding region: 302-1153 (283 amino acids)
Source: RefSeq, a predicted model, not a curated record
GAUUUUCUCAGUGGGGAAGACCUUGAUGAUUGUUUUAUUUAAUUAAGGAUGGAUUUUUGGACGAUGAUGGUGAUUUUAACGUGAAUAUAGAUGCAGUUAUAUCUGAGGAAUCAUCUACCGUGGAAAAUAGCGAUAAAUUUGUUUGUAAUGAAUGUGGAAAAGUGACAAAAACAGGCAGAGGUUUGACAAGACAUAAAAACGCCAAACACGUCUAGCUAGCUCUCUUUCUAAAGAGGAGCAGCUAUUGAAGAAGUUCCACCCUUUGAAAUUACGUGUCAUUCUGGUUGAAUGUGUCACCAUAAUGAAGAAAGAUAUGUGUUUACCUGAGCAGACAAGGACUGAAUUUUCAAACAUCAACUUUUCUGUUGAUGAGGCUGUGGAACUCUGGGAAAAAAUCAAAUUUGUCAUUGAGAAAUACAGUGGAAGUGCUGAGAAAUUUUAUUCAGAGUUUUAUAGAUUAUUGGAUCAAAAUCUUCUGCCUAAAAAAUUUGCUGAUGUCACCAUAACUAACACUUUGUUGAUGGAAGUUGCUAACCAUGUUCUGAUUCAUCUCUCUGGAACAGAUGUAUUCUCGUCGCUUGAUUAUUCGCCUGAAAUGACAACCGAACUUCCAGAAAAAGAGUUAAAAAGUUUACAGUAUCUCUCUGGUUAUAUUGUUCAUAAAUUGCACACAAAAUUCUGCUUCGGUAAACAGCAAUCGAAUGUAAACAAACAGUAUGCUCUUGUAUUGAAAUAUUGUAAGAUUGAUGUAGAUGACACACAAACUUUGGUUAACAUCCGUGAUAGAGGUGGUUUGUGGAGAGUCAAUCAAAGGACACAAAAUAUUUUUGUCAAAUGUGAAAAGUUAUUUCGUGCAAAAACAUCUGCUUUUAAUACCAAAUUAUGUGCUAAAGAACUAGUUUCCUCCAUGUUAACCGAUAGUACUAUACUGUCAAAUUUCAAAAUGAUAUGUGAGGGAAUUGAUCCAAAAGUGAAAAAAGAGAUUUGCAUCAACCUACUUGAACAUUUACUAACUCUGUUUGUUAGAGUUCGCACUUUUUCAUAUGCUGAAGACGUACGUGAAAAGCACAAGGCUGCCAAGAAGAAAGGAAAGAAACGUUCAUUAAGAACAGAACUGAAGCAAACUAGCAUUGCAACUGACAUGGGUCAUUGAAUUUUUCCAGUCCCGGACAUGGACUAUAUUAACUGUCAAAAAGGCUAUUUUUAUAGCCACACAUUUUAAAAACACAUUAUUUUGGAUUUAUGCCUACUACUUGCAUACAUUCAUCGUUCGCAAUGGUGUAUCAUCAAUCGUCUUGCCCACGUACAUUUCCAGAAAUCGGUCUCACUGAAUACUGUGUUUUUAUUGUGUUGUCAUUGUAACCGACAUCUCUGACUGUUAGAUUAUCACGUCUUCGACCAAUAGCAUGUUGUCAACCAAAGUAAUUUUUAAGAUCAUCUUGGCAAAAUCUUUCUGAAAGCACGUAGCUGUAAAAAAAAAAUAUAGAAUUAAUCAUUAUAUGCUGUUGAACUCAGGCUGCCUAUUUUGAUAAAAAUAAGUUCACAAAAACUUUCUCUCAAUGUACGCAAAAAAUAUCCAAUCUGUAUUCACAUACAUACCUGAUUCCGUGUUGUAGUAAAAACUUCACUACUUCAAUGAAUGAAUACACUGUUAUACGUAGACCUUCAUAUGUUUGCCAUGAGAUGAACAUAUUAGAUUUGGCUUGAUCCGAAAAAUUACCAGGUCUGGUUUCGAUAUUUCAUCAAAUAAAAGUAAAACAUAUCUCUCAGGAUCAGUAAAAUACCAGUUUUUUGUGCUAACUCUUAAAUUAUAGCAGAAUUGAAACCACGUGUUUGUCUAACGUAAU